GACAAGCCGCAUUGCUUGUCUGGGAGCGUCAUUUAAGGGCUGCUGUGCAAACUGCACAAAUCCGGAAAUUUCCCAGUCGAGUAAGGCAACAGUUUUCUGGAGUGUGAAAAGGAAAAACAUUAUUACAAUCAUUUUAAGUUUUUAAGUUGAAACGCAGGUGGUUUACCAGGUCGCAAAUAUGAGAUCACUGAUUCUGCAACUUUGGUCGAUAGUUUUAUUUGCUGGGUGUCGAGUGAUGGGUUCCAACGUCUGUACCUCACGAGGAGGCAGCACGUGCAAACAAUGCCUGGCCACACACCCCAGCUGCGCGUGGUGCUUCCAGGAGGAUUUCGGACGCCAGCCGACCAGCAUUCCCCGCUGCGACCUGCGGGAGAACCUCCUAGCGGCAGGAUGCGCCAAAGGCCGUAUGGAAUUCCCCGUCAGUGACCUGGUGUAUGAGGAGAACAGGCCUCUCAGUAGCAGGAUCACCACCAACGUCAUCCAGAUGCAGCCUCAGAAGAUCCAAGUCACACUCAGACCAGAUGACUCCAAGCGCUUCACGGUGACGGUGCGUCAAGUGGAGGACUACCCAGUGGACCUCUACUAUCUGAUGGACCUCUCUUACUCCAUGAAGGACGACCUGAGCUCCCUGCAUGAUCUGGGUGACGAACUGGCCCGAUCCAUGGGGCAGAUCACCAGCAACCUGCGCAUGGGUUUCGGGGCGUUCGUGGACAAGCCCACGUCCCCCUACAUGUACCUCACCCCCCCGCAAGCUCUGAAGAACCCCUGCUACAGUAUUGGCAGAACCUGCCUACCCCAGUUUGGGUACAAGCACGUCCUCCCCUUAACGGACCAGGUGCAGCGCUUUGCGGAGGAGGUGAAAAAGCAGGACGUGUCUAGGAACAGGGACGCCCCCGAGGGAGGCUUUGACGCCAUCAUCCAGGCUACGGUGUGCAAGGACCAGAUUGGCUGGAGACCAGAGGCUUCUCACCUGCUGGUGUUCACCACAGACGACAAGACACACUCGGCCCUGGAUGGACGCUUAGCAGGCCUGGUGCAGCCCAACGACGGCCAGUGCCACUUGGGUCUGAACAGCGAGUACAAUAUGUCCACCAUACUGGACUACCCCUCAUUGGCCAUGUUGACGGAGAAGCUGUCCGAAAACAACAUCAACCUGAUCUUAGCUGUGACCCAAAAGGUUGUAAACCAUUACCAGAACUACAGUAACCUAAUUCCUGGGAGCGUGGUGGGAAGACUGUCCGAAGACUCGAGCAACAUCAUCGACCUUGUCAAGAAUGCCUACAUGAGAAUCCGCUCCAAGGUGGAGCUGGAGCUGCAGGGGCUUCCGGAGGAGCUGGCCAUCUCCUUCAAUGCCAGCUGCACCAACGGGCAGUUUCCCGGCCUCAAGUCCUGCGCCGGCCUCACCGUCGGAGACACAGUGUCAUUCAGCGUCGAGCUGCAGGCACGGGGCUGCCCCGCUGAGAAGAGCAAGACCUUCACGCUGAAGCCCAUCGGGUUCAGGGACGCGCUGCAGAUCGUGGUGAACUUCGAAUGCGACUGCGGCUGCCAGAAGCUGGCGCAGCCUGACAGCCCCGUGUGCAGCCAGGGCAACGGAACGUACGAGUGCGGCAUGUGCCAGUGCCUUCCGGGCCGGCUGGGCCCGCACUGCGAGUGCGCCCAAGACCAGUACAAGGCCACCAGCCAGGACGACUGCACUGCCAGUCCCGGCGAGCCUGUGUGCAGUGGCCAUGGGGACUGCGUGUGCGGUCAGUGCUCUUGCUACAGCCGCGGCUAUGGAAACGUCUACGGCCAGUACUGCCAGUGUGAUGACGUCAGCUGCCCGCUGUACAAGGGCAAGCUCUGCUCGGGUAACGGGGCAUGCGACUGUGGCCGCUGCCUCUGCAACCAGGGCUGGACUGGGGAGAACUGCAACUGCUCCAUGCUCACAGACAACUGCAUGUCCAGCACGGGCCUGCUGUGUAGCGGCUACGGCCAAUGUGUGUGCGGCACCUGCCAGUGCACCCAGCCGGGGGCCUACGGCAGCACCUGUGAGAGGUGUCCCACCUGCCCAGAUGCCUGCACCCUCAAAAAGGAGUGCGUGGAAUGCCGGAACUUCAAGCGAGGGAGGUUCUACGAUGACAGCAGCUGCAGCCACAUCUGCAGGGAUGACCUCGAGCUGAUAGAACAGCUAACCUUUCAGAAGAAUUCUGUGAACUGCAGCUACAAGGAUGAAUACGCCUGUGUGGUCCAUUUCCAGUAUGGGGAUGUCAAUGGCAGGUCCAUCCUGUCUGUGAUCAAAGACCUAGAGUGCCCAGAAGGACCGAACAUCCUAGUGGUGCUGGCCUUGGUGGCCGGGGCCAUCUUCUUACUGGGCCUGGCUCUGCUGCUCAUUUGGAAGCUGCUCAUCACCAUCCACGACCGGCGCGAGUUUAAAAAAUUUGAGGAGGAACGUGCCAAGGCGAAAUGGGACACGGGUAACAAUCCACUCUAUAAAGGAGCCACAUCCACCUUUACCAAUGUGACAUUUGGUGGUAGUACUCAAUGAGCUGCAAAUCUCAAGGAUGCUGGAAAGUCAGCGGUAACGUGACGGAGGGGCAGUUCCAGUUUAUUCCUUUCAUUCUGCUGGUAUUGAACACGUUUUUAAAUUCUGUCAAAAUUUAUUGAAUUGAGUAGGAAGGAAUUAAUCCUCUGCAGAAAAGUCUGCUGCUACUCCCGCAAGAUCAACAGCCAGCUCUUUUGUACACCCACAAAAUCUCCUCUCAUUUCUCUCAGCAUUCAGAGAAUUAAAAAAAUAAUAAUCUAGGCCCUGUGAGUGUGCAACACAAUAUUUGUAACAAAAAUGUUGAUCAGAGCUGUAAAUGUGCCGGCUGUGUCAAUAGUGUGUGUUGUGUGCAUGUCUGUGUGUGUCUGCUUGUCUUUUUAAAUUUGAAAUUAGUCGCUGUGACAAAUGCUCUAAAACAUGUCUGAAAAGCAACAGCAGUUAAUUACACCAGAGCACUAGCAUUGUUAUAAACAAUGCCAUUAUUCUAACUGUAGGAAACUCCCAUGUUUCCUAACUGAUAUGCAAGUCACAGACACGUUAAAGGGUUUGUUUCAUCAGGGGAUUAGGAAAUGCAAUAAUUUUUGUCUAGGUUUGUUGUUUUGCUUUUUUGGUGUAUGUUGGGCUUAUGUUUUUGAGACAAUAAACAGCAAUACUGUAUAAAAACAUAGGGAAGGAAA
This is a messenger RNA of Brienomyrus brachyistius, 3198 nucleotides long. Its product is annotated as integrin beta-3-like. The record is from RefSeq and is a predicted model, not a curated record. Lineage: Eukaryota; Metazoa; Chordata; Actinopteri; Osteoglossiformes; Mormyridae. Gene Ontology annotation, molecular function: integrin binding; fibronectin binding; fibrinogen binding. The coding region runs from base 179 to 2524 and encodes 781 amino acids. Gene Ontology annotation, biological process: cell adhesion mediated by integrin; integrin-mediated signaling pathway; cell migration. Gene Ontology annotation, cellular component: focal adhesion; cell surface; integrin complex. The transcript has 15 exons.